Mustela lutreola (European mink) is the source of this 1313-nucleotide messenger RNA. Its product is annotated as serine/arginine repetitive matrix protein 1-like. Lineage: Eukaryota; Metazoa; Chordata; Mammalia; Carnivora; Mustelidae. The transcript is spliced from 2 exons. The record is from RefSeq and is a predicted model, not a curated record. The coding region runs from base 1 to 1164 and encodes 387 amino acids.
AUGCCCACGGCUUGGGGCUCCCACCGCCGACGCGGGGGACCCGGUCUCCAGCAGGGGCUUGCCACGUUGCCCAGCACUCUGUCCUGGACACAAAGCUGCUGGCGACGGCGACAGGGUGCCCCCCCCCCCCCCCCGGCGCUGACAAGCUCUUGCCCGGCCUCAAGGCCCCCGGUGCCCCCUACCUCUCUGGAGCAAGCCGCUGCCCCCGCCCGGAUCCCAGCGCCCGGGGCCCACGGCAGGGUGCACGCGGCCCCCCGGGGGCCGGGGUCCCCCCGGGGCCGGCGGCGGGAGACGGGGUCCCCCCGGGGCCGGCGGCGGGAGACGGGGUCCCCCCGGGGUCGGCGGCGGGAGACGGGGUGCCCCCGGGGCCGGCGGCGAGGAACGACCCCCACAACCCCCCAGGGCCGUGCACAGCCGGGUGUCUGCGCCGAGCGGGGCGCCGGCCACCGGCGGGCAAGAGGCACCCGAAGGGCCGGGGCUGCACCUCGCCGAGACUCGAGACGGCCGCACCGCCACCGCCGGAGCCGCCUCACUCCGGUCCGCCUUUCCAUCACCGGAAAGAACCAGACCCGACCGACCCCCCUUCCUGAGAUGACCUCCGCCCCCGCCCGCCCGGGCCCCCAGCCCAAGCCGCGGGCCUACGAGCUCUGCGCUGUCCCGAGACCGUCGCGUCCCGCCCCGGGGCCCCCGGCGGCUCCCCAAACGCCCAUCCCGGGCCCUCACCUGGCCCUCCGGCAGCCAUCUUGCCGCCCGGCCCCGCCCGCCGAGUCCUCCGCGAUCCCAGCAGUCUCUCGGCUCCGCGCUAUUCGCGUCCCUUCGGCCAUUUUCGUUUCUGCUCCCGAAGGGGCCCGACCGCGCCGCACUUCGGGAGUUGAUUCCGAUCCGCGGCCGAGGCCGGUUCAACCCGUCCGGCAGCGCUCGGGCACUUUCGUACUGGAGGAGGCGGAGAGCCGAGGCUCGAGCGUAUUCGGGCUCGGCAGGGUUCGGCUCCGUUCGGCUCCGCCUCGGACGGACUCGGCUCCCACUCGCGGCGGGGGCGAGCGGAGCCUACGGCGAAAGGUUCUCUGGGCGCGCUGCGUCGGAGGCCGGCGAGAUUCGGCCCCGCAGUCGGCGACCCCGUUGCGGGGCACGGCGGGUGGCGCAGGCCGCCUAGGCGCCGAGUGAGGGUAGCGCAGAGCUGCUCGGAAGUCCUCGUGCCGCCUCGGGCCAAUUCGGACAGACUCGGCUCCGCGCUUCGGGCCGCUUCGGCCCUCCUCGGUUCCGGACUCUUGGCCGUCGGCAGGGCUCGACUGGGCCGCUUCGUGCCGGUUCGG